AUGGCCGGCUCCAAAGAUGUAAUUUGUUUGUGGAUUCUGAAAAUUCGAAAAAGCUUUAUCCAAAAUCUUUCCUAAUUUGAGCUUGUUGUAAAACUUACUUUGAUAUUCUACCUAUAGUCUGUUCAGAUAUUGAAUUUCAAGUCACCGCCCUUUAUGCGUAGAUCAAACCAAUCAGAGUGCGAGACAUCCACAUAGCAUUGUUUGGGGCCGAGUUUACUGCUUGACAUUCAAAAUCUGAAUUCUGAACAGACUAUAAAUCUUGAAUUUUUUGUGAGUGAAACCACUUCCAAUACUAAUUGAGUUCCCAGGGCUUUUUUUUCUGACGACGCCCUGCCCAUCUUCUUUUCCGUAAAGUGUAGUGUUUCGUGUGCAUACACUGCGACGCCCUCGCACAUGCCGCGUUCAAAGUAGUUUUUCGCGAAAUUCGAAAUAAUCUCUGAAUUUCCGAAAUUCACGAAUAUUUUUCACUUUCUGGCGGCUAUUUUCCAUUUCGCGAAAUCAAUUUGAACAAGGCAACAGAAAAAUUGCGUCUUUUGAAUGAAGAAACGAUUCUUCUCAAAACCCAUUGAACAUGCGCCUUUAAUAUUCCCUGUUUUUACGCUUGUUCCCCAUGACUUCACAUGAGAACGGUGUAGUUUUGGCUCCGCCCCCUUCAUUUUUGGUUUCGCAUUUUCUUCCACUAACAAAAACGCUGUUUCGUAAAUUCCCACGAACGAUUGAAAAUAAACAACUUUCCUUGAAAGCCACUAUUAUUCGAAACAAAAGAAUUUAUGAUCUCGUCUAUCAAAUAGAAAGAAAAAUGAAGAAAGUUAAGGGGACAGAAGACCGAAACAUCACGGAUGCUGACCGACAGUGUCCGCAGAUGACGACAUACCGCGAACGUGUGCAGAACAAACUGUCUCUACAUCCGGUUUGGACUCCUUGAUCUCCAUGAAGCAAUCAAAACUUAGGGCGAAGUGGUCGGGAAGCAGUGGAAAGUGCUGCGGUUCAUCGAGUCGGUCAAGGGAUUCAACGACAUUUUCGUCGUCGAAAACUUUGAAGAAGAAAAACCUCGCUGCGCUCAAAGUCUCUUUUGAGGUUUCUUCAUCACAAAUCACGUCUGCUUUCAGAUCGAGAAAAAAAAUGACCCUGUUCCGAUGCUCCAAUUUGAACUUUUUAUUUUACUUAAAGUGGAGCAAUCGAAAAAAUGCAAGCAGUUCUGCAAGUAGAAACACAUUUGUUAACCUGCUUCUUAAUAUUGAACUCAGAGUUCUCGGAAAAGGAAAUGAAGGCGAUUAUAACUGGAUCACUAUUAGUCUUUGUGGCAAAAAUCUUCGAGUUUGUUGUUUUUUUUUUUAUUCUUCUAUAGUCUGUGUAACACGACUUGGAAUUUCACGGAACGACAUUCCGCUGUGCCGCUGCGCGCCUUUGCGGACCUUGGUCGCUUUUAUUAAGGUACUUUACUUUCAUGUGCUUCCACAGUAAUAACAAUCAAUUGAAAGCGUGAGCUAGAUCCGAAAGACGCUUCGCGAACGCACGCAGUGGAACAGCGAAAUGUCGUUCCGUGAAAUUUCAAGUCGUGGCACACAGACUAUAGUCUUUUUUGAAAAAUCCAGGCUUUGAGAAAAGCCCAACCAAACGGGAAACUUUCCUUGGCUUGUGGGCUUAGUGUGGCGCAGCAGUGUUUGAAGGGAAUCGAAGAGCUUCACAAGGUUUUUGCCCUCCUGAGUUCGUUUCUGCAAUGAUUUGGAAGAUUGGCUUCAUCCAUCGCAACGUGGCCCCUUCCACAUUUGCCAUAGGAAAGUACGAAGGAGAGCACUCGGCGGCGGAACUUCGCAACGUACGUCUUGGCCUUGUCAGAAUUCGAAUUUUUUUUAAAAGAUCUACGUCCUCGACAUCGGUUUCGCUCACCAAUACGUCAAACCAGAUGGAACUCUGAAGCAACCAUCGCCAAAACCAUGGAAAUACGUCGGCCCGAUAAGGUAAGGCCCCUUGAACCACAUUUGUCACUAUUCUGAACUAGACAGUAGACCCUAUAAGGGACUUCUUUUUACCUCUACAGGCCCUUAUAGAGACUGUUUUCCCCCUAGUCCUUAUAGGGAUCACUCUAAAAGUCCUAAGUACACGGCGUUUUUUUUGACGACGCCCGCCCAUAUUUUCGCGUAAAGUGUAGUGUGUCGUGUGCAUGCACUGCGGCGCUCUCGCACAUGCCGUGUUCAAUGUAAUUUUCGCCAAGUUCAAAAGAAUCACUUUCUUUGAACACGGCACGUGCUUAAAAGAAAUGAAACAGAAAAAUUGCAAAUUUUUCAAAUGGGAGAUCGAUUCGUCUCAUGGCCCAUUGAACAUGCGCCUUUAAUAUCCCUGUUCUUUAAGCGUAUCUCCCAUGACGUCACAUGGGAACAGCGUAAUUUUUGACUCCACUCAUUUCAUUUUUUGGUUCUACCACUAACAAAACACCGUGUAGACACAUGUCGCGGAACGCCUACAUGGGAAACGAGCUCGCUCGGUCCGACGACAUCGAGAUGUGGUACUACAUGACUGUGGAGCUCAUCAAAGGCGGCCUUCCUUGGGCGCAUCUUCGAGUCUUUCCUCUCUUAUGUUCUCUCCAUUGAUAAGUUGAUCUUCAGGAUGCAAAACUUGUUUUCGAAUACCAAAAAGCUUGCCGAAACGGUCUCGCCUUACGAGAGCUUCUUGGAGGUCUGCCAGCUGAGUUUGUGGACAUCAUGAAAGAGGUCAGAAUCUCGUAAUUCUUCUUGAAAGUUUCUUCAGAUCGAUAAACUGUCGUACAAGGACGCGCCCAACUAUACAGAAAUCUACGGGCUCCUCACAAACGCCAUUUUGUUCAGCGGAAAAAGCGUUUGGCAUUGUAAAACAUUUAUUAAAAUAUACUCAUGUAUCCAGGAAUUUCCGUAUGACUGGGAAGCGCAAGAAGUUGAGGAGUUCAAAAACCCGCCAGCAGCAGAAGAGAAAAAAGAGGGUGACGAGAAAAAAUGA
Caenorhabditis auriculariae is the source of this 2973-nucleotide messenger RNA. NCBI's taxonomy places the organism in Eukaryota, Metazoa, Nematoda, Chromadorea, Rhabditida, Rhabditidae. The record is from the annotation of a GenBank genome assembly.